CACUCCGCCACGCCUGUCCUCAGGACUUGGCUAUCUUGUCGUGGUUACCCGUUGAAAGGGGAAGCCAAGGGCAAGAGACGUUGUCAUGGAUGAAUUGCAACAACAAUGGGAGUACUGAAGUUUGUUCAUCACUCACAGAUGCAGCUUAAACAAACUGAAUGAUUGACCAUGGAUCAUGAAGAGGUGCUGACGGAGCUGGACCAGAUUUCUAUGCGGCUUCAGGAGGAUGGCUUGCCUCCAGCAGCUAGUGCGGAGGAGCGGCAGCGUCAUCUGUGGCAGCAGCUCCUCAGAAGUGAGGCGAAGCUUCAGUCAGCCACCCAGGAGCUGCAGACCUUACGUACCCAGCAGGCCAAUGAGAUGAAGGAGGUGGAGAGCUAUGUUGCACAUAUUCGUGGGUUGCUGGAAGAGCGUGAGUGUCUAACUGCUGACUAUGAAAGAGACAAUGAACUCCUGCGACAUGAGCUUCACCAGAUUAGACAACAACAAGAGAAUCAAAGCAAAGAGCUGGCGGAGAUGCUGGCUCAGGAAGACCUCGGGGAGAUGGGCCUGAGCAGCCCCAGUGAGCAGGUGGCUUACCUGCUGGUGGAGAGAGCCACACUGCUGGAAAGGCUGGAGGCUGCUGAGAGGAGACUGGAAAGUCAGAGCCUCACUGGCAACAUCAGGGAGGGCCACCACCAGGAGCGUAUUCACCACAUGAUGGAGGAGGAGCUAAGGCAGCGAAGGGAAGAUGCACAGAAAAGCAUAGAUAACAUGACAAAGUGUUCAUCCCAGAGUCCAUGGAAGAAGCUGUUUGGGCUGCGCAGGUCUGGUCAGAGCAAACACAAUAUUACCCCUGCUCACAGUGAGGAGAUUUCCCAGGAGCGAAAUGAGCGCCAGCGGCUGGAGCGGGACCUGGAAGAGGCGUCGAGGAGGCUGACGAUGGCUCAUCAGGAUAUCCGAAGACUCACCAAUGAGCUGGAUGUUGCCAAAAACAAUAACCUAGACUCAAGUGGAUCUGGGAUUCAGGGAAUGGUCCAAGAAGUAGAAAACCUGAGGAAGGAAGUGGACAAACUGAAACACUGUGAUAUGAUGAAGCUGCAGCAAGCCAAAGAGCAAAAUGACAGACUAGAUGCAGAGAACAGAGCUCUGAGGGAGAGAGUGCGCACUACAGAGUCUGAGAAGAAGAAUCUUCUAGAAAAGCUGGCAAUAAAUGAUUCAGACCAACGUGCUGUAGCUGAAGAGGAUCAAAAGGACAAGGGCAUUAGCAGUGAACCACAGCACAAUUUGUCUGCUUUGUCAUGUAAAGAAAAAGAUCACAUUCACAAACGGUGUCAUGAGGCGAUGGAAGACGGGCUUGUGCAGGUGAGGGAGCUGCAACGGCAACUCCAGAGGCUACGCAAGGAGCAGGAAGAGCUGGAGGAGAGGAACGAGGAGCUGGAGGCUCUGCUGGGGGAGGCCCAGAAUGCCAGCAAGGAGGAGAGUCGUCGCCAUGAGGGAGAACUUGAGGGACUUCACAGGAGGAUCAAAAGCCUGGAGGCAGAUCUUAAGAAGCAGGAUGCCCACGAAAAAAUGAUGAAGAAUGGAGAAGAGGUCAAAUCCCCUGAGUCCUACUUACAGCUGCACCUAAGGGACAGCAGCCAGGAGAGACUGGCUCUGCUAGAGGCACGACUGACUGAGGAGAAGGACUGGAGGAAACAGUUGGAGGUUGACCUUAGUGCUGCCCAGGCUGCCCUCAAAAAAGACAAAGAGGCUUUGCAGAUAGGUGAGCGAGAGCUGAAGAAGCUGAGGAUGGAGGUCAACAGCCUCCAGACAGAAUGCCAACAAGGGAAAACGCUCAUCAAGAGCCUCACCCAAGUCAAAGGGGAAAAAGCAGUUCUGGAAGAAAAGGUGGCCCAGAUGGAGCGCGCCCACGGCCGACUCCAGAGCGAGCUUGAACGAUUAAAGGACAGUAACCGGACACAGGAGGACCUGAAGGAAAACAGACUUCAGAUUGACCAGCUGCAGGAGCAGGCGGACCGGCUGACUGCUGAACUCAGCGGCCUCCAGACAGCACACAACACACUGAGGGAUGAAAUGGUUUCUGAGCGGCUGCAGACUGCUGAACUCCAGGCCAAGCUGAGCUCCGCCGUCCAGGAGAAGCUGGCAGCUGAGGGCGAAAGAGAGAGACUGCAGCUUGAGAUACAGCGCCUCAACGAGCAGCUCAAGUGGCAUCAAGAGCAGCUCUCCUCUACAAAGGAAGCACUUAGUAGCAGCCAGAAGCUUGACCCUCUCACAGGUCAUAUAGACUCUAGACUUAGUCCUGUGAAAAGGACCAAGGAUGAAAGCUUGGAACAGCUUUCAUGUCUGAAACAGGAGCUGAAUCAUCUGCAGAUCAAGCUGGAGGAGGAGCGGCAGCUGGCCUCUCAGCACCAGCUGGCCCUGCAGGCUCAGGUCAAUGAAGCCCAGGCACGCAUCAAGUCCCAGGACUCAGUGCUGAACCAGAAGGCAGAGGAGGCUAAACAGAUGAAACAGGACCUGCAGAGGGCCCAGAGCCUGUUCACCUCAGCAGAGAGAGAGCUGCGCUAUGAGAAAGAGAAGAACAUGGACCUGAAGAGACACAACACCCUGCUGGACCAGGAAAAACUCAAGCUUUGUGCAGAGCUGAAGCAGGUCCAGACCAAGCUGGUUCAGGUGGAGCAGACGGCUGACUCUCAGGUGGCUGAGAGUGAACGUCAGCAGCAGAAAAUCCGGGAACUGGAGCUGCAACUGGCACGUAACUCCACAAGUCGCAGCGCCACAACCAGUCUGCAGGAGGACCUGCAGGCUGAGAGGGCACGGCUCAUUGCUGCUGACAAGAAGGUGUUGGAGCUGCAGCAGCAGCUUAAGAAUGCCCAGCACCAGCUGCGUGUGGAGGAAGCUCGAGCCGGCGAGAGCAGCCGCCUGGAGCGGGACAGCAGGGAUCUGUCUGACACCUUGUCAGCCCUGAGAGCCCAGCAGCAGGAGGAGCACAUCACCAGGAAGCUGUUAGAGCAGCGUGAGGAGGAGCUGCAGCAGCAGGUGCGCUCCCUGAGGCUGAAGGAGGCCUCCCUGACCAGGACCAGCACAGAGCUUAGCCACCGUUCCCAGCAGCUGGAAACUCGUCUGGCCAUCCUGGAGGCUGAGCUCAGCAAGGCCAGAGAGGAGGUGAGAGACAGCCAGAAGACCAGCCACAGGCUGCAGGAGGAGCUGGCAGCCAGUCAGCAGGAGUGUGAGAGGCUGCAGGGGGAGAUGCAGCAGGUUCUCCUCCAACUUGACACACACGUCAGGAAGUACAAUGAAAAGCAGAGUCAGCACAAGGCCAAGCUGCGUCAGGCCAAGCAGGUCUUUCUAAAGGCAACGGCACAGAGGGACCACACGAUCCAGAAGCUGGAAAACGACCUGGUGCUGGCCUCCAGCCUCUCACUCAAGGAGAAGGAAAGGAUCCAUACAGUGAUGGAAGAAAAUGAGAAGCUUUUGGAGGAGAAGAGGGAACUGUUGAGGAAGAUAAGUGAGGCAGAAGAAAUGGGUAGUAAAGGCAUGAGGACCGCCUCAACUGUUCAACACAGGGUCAACGUCUUAGAAGUGGAAAACAGACAGCUACAGGAUCGGACCCUGAAGCUCUCCAAUCAAGUUAGUUCCUUAGAGCGCGCCCUAAGGAACGUCCAGUCCUUCUACAGCCUGGAGAAUGCCAAAAAAGUGCACCCCUCUGAGAGUCUCUGCGACAGCAUCCUGCAUACGUCUGCGCUGAGUUUGACGUCAGGUUCCUGUGACCCGCUCGACAUCCUGGACAAAAUCUGCCGUGUGAAGGUGGGCGAGCGUGUGGUGGUGGACGGCACCCGAGCGUCUGUCUCCACACACCAGCUAUCAGAGCAGGGUUACCUGAAUCUCACCUCCCCAUUGGUUCCUCCAGAGGCCAAAUGCACAGACGAGAGCUCUAAUAACAGUGACAAAGUAUGAGAAGUGGUACGUUCCGACGUGGUUGUGGCCUUUGUGUUUGCGACAGCAAGGGUGAGUGCUGUAAGUGAACCAAACAAUAGAGUAUUCGCCCACUCCGCUGGAGACAAAAUAAUUCUUGUCAUAAAAUACCGUAAUAAUGAAAGAGGGCUUCCACUGCAGUUCUGCUCAGGGAGAUAUCUCUUUUGUAUUGCAAAGCAGAUUCUUGUUUGGCUUGCAAGUACUGCAUUUGGAUCCAGGUUCAGAACAAGAGUUAAAAUUUGGGGUAUUGGAGUAAAAAAAAGCCUGUGUAUGUGUCAAUCAGUGAUUUCUUCUGACAUAUUUUAAAGGAAACAGGAUGCAAAAGGAGAUUGGAGUUGGAAUCUAGCGGGGACAAUCUUGCUUGUAUGCACACGUGUUUAUAUGCUGGGGGAGUUGGUCAGUUGUUUGCAUCAGCGCAUUAACAUAAAGGUACAGGAUAAGACAAGGUACUUCACACAAGUGCAGUGAAUGUCAAACUGACAUUUCAUGGGUGGAUUUGAACGAGACUGAGCACUUUAUAAUAAGUUUUACUUGUGUUUACAUUUGAGAAAAUGUAGCAGUGGAAGACAGCAGUGGGCAAUGGUAUGUACUUUUCCUCAGUUAAAUUUAAUCUUUAUUUAAUUUGGCAGUGUUUUCUAUGAAAAAAUGCCUGUGGUGUUCCUAUUUUUAUGGUUUUACUGUGUCAAAAUUUUUUAAAGACAUCAGCAUUUUUACAAGUUCGCACAAUAAGGCAGACAUCUUGUAUUCUCACUGAUAAUGUUGUGGACCCUCUUUAUGUCUAAUUUGAGACUGCAUGGUAAACAGAAGGCACAUAUUGUUCUCCUUUCUGAGACAUAUCAUUCCUAUAGCUUGUCAGCGGUGGCCACUCCAGUAUUUACAAUGUGCAGAUUUGCCUGUAGUUUAAAAACACAUCCAAAAAGUCCAGAAAAGCCACCGAAUUCCAGAAGUUUUGUUUUGUCUAUUUUGAGCUUCCUGAGCUCAGAGUUUGUUUGUUUUUUUUCUUUCUUUUUUUUAACAUUGGUCAACCUUGAAGGUUUCUUCCAGGCGCGCUCCAUCAGAAGGUACUUUUACUUUAGUCACAAAGACUGUCAACAGAAACGCGUUUUGUACGGGGCAUUAAAUACAUUACAUUCAUUAUUUCAUACCACUAUUAUUGUUUUGUGUCAGUAACAGAGUUACACACUGUGGAAAUCACAGUCUGCACCGAUCAGCCACAACAUUAAAACCAGUUACUGAUCUUAAUGUUGUGGCUGUGUAGAUACAGACAAAUUAAAUACCUGAAAGAUGAGUGGAGAGACAGGAUGAUGAUGCCCCCAUCCACAGGGCACGAGGGGUCACUGAAUGGUUAGAUGAGGGUGAAAAUGAUGUGAAUCAAAUGCUAUGGCUAUGGCCAAGUGGACACCUAUGGGACACUUUGGGCCGAUGUAUUAGACAGCGCUCCACCAUCUUUUAAAUUGUCAUCUGUGUGUGUCUGUCGGUGUAUUUUGUCUUCAAUGUGCCUGAAAUGAUGAAGUGUUAAACUUUAUCUUGCUGCUGCGUGAAUAUGACUAAUAACAAAAGCCUAUUUGCGACAGAUGUGGACUGAGAUGUAAUCGACAAGAACAACUUUUGUCGUAGCCUUGUAAAUACAUUU
Molecule: messenger RNA, 5584 nt
Organism: Toxotes jaculatrix (banded archerfish)
Lineage: Eukaryota; Metazoa; Chordata; Actinopteri; Toxotidae
Gene: ccdc30
Product: coiled-coil domain containing 30
Exons: 28
Coding region: 169-3933 (1254 amino acids)
Source: RefSeq, a predicted model, not a curated record